Soboliphyme baturini is the source of this 798-nucleotide messenger RNA. Lineage: Eukaryota; Metazoa; Nematoda; Enoplea; Dioctophymatida; Soboliphymatidae. The record is from the annotation of a GenBank genome assembly.
AUGGCGAGAAAGGUUUCGGUUUCGUACACCGGUUUAGCACUGUUGUCGAUCUUCGUCGUAGCGUGCUUUCUGGCCAUCGGACUCGGCGUUUACUAUGGGACGCGAACAGACGGCGGAGAGAAACCGGACUCGGUGUCGACUUCGGCCACACCGUUCGGUACGACCAGCCCUGUCGAUGGAGUGAGUACCAAGACCGUUUCGAGCACCACAACAGAACCGAUCGACAGGACCAAAUGGCGACUGCCCAAGACCGUGUUCCCGUUGAAGUACCAGCUGACCAUUCAGCCGUUUUUUCCGCCAAAAGUGCUGCCGCAAGACCCACGCUGCUUUACGUUCAAUGCAGACCUUACCAUAACGCUCAUCUGCCGCGUUCCGACUAACCAGGUGGUGCUGAAUAUGAGGAACCUUGACCUGGACAUCGAGCAGCUGUCUUUCAAAGACUCCAGCGGUGCGGUGAUACCAUUUGCAAAUGACAUAUUCCUCUAUGAGCCGUUCUAUGAGCGCGUCACGUUUUUCCUCAGCAAGACGCUGAAAGCAGGACAGAAAUAUACGUUCUUUCUCAAAUACCGCGGAUACCUGGGCAACGACUUGCAGGGCUUCUACAGAAGCUCCUACAUUGAAAAAAACCAAACGAAGUGGUUGGUCGUGACGACAUUCGAGUGCUGCUCGGCCCGCAGGGCUCUGCCAUGUUUCGACGAGCCAGAGUUCAAAGCCGUCUUCGGUUUAACCAUGAUACACCCAGUAAACAUGGUGGCGCUGUUCAACAACGAGCAUCUGUAUUCCGUCGACUACGGGUAA